CCUCACUCCUCCUCCUUCAGAUGCACUUUGCAUUUCCAGAGCACUGCUCCACACCUCACGGGGCAGCACCCAGCACGACCCCCCAGUCUGUUCAGUUUUUCAGUUCAUCAGCUUUCAUAGCCCACACUCAGUGGAAAUCCUCAGCACACCGACAGUUCAGUGGGUUUUCCUCACUUUGGAUGGGCCUCGGUGCCUUUGCAGAGGGAGGGCAUUCCAGAGGCUCACUGUCAGCCACUGUGCUGGCAGCAGAGACACCGAGAAGGCUGUGAUCCCUGCUCCAAUCUCUCGGACCUAAACCCCACCCCAAGAUGAGGUGCUUGUGCAACAAUUUUCACAGAACCUUCUGGAAGGUUUCCUAGGGCAGCCCCAGCGGGUUCCGGAAGGUUCCAUGCAGCCCUCAGCGCUGCCCCAGGAAGCCAUGUUUGAUCCCACACAGUGCCACCGCCUUGUGAUGCAAGCUGAGGAGGAGCUGCUGCAGUGCGCUGCUUCCCUCACCCCACAGGUGCUUACACUUCUGGUUUCUGCUUCUGAGCUCCUCAGAUGGGGACAUUACUUGGCAGACAAUGGUAUGCAGCAGUGGUGUCAAAAUACCUGCGGCAGCUGCUCUGCAGGUCCCCUGCUGUGCAAAUCGCCCUUCACAGAGGAAGAUCUUCCUGUCAGUGACUGACGAGAGGUGCCAGGAGCAGGCUAGGAGACUUUUAAAACCCACAACUUGGCAAAUCAGCAGGCCUUCUGCUCUGGAUUUGGUUCUUCACAAUAUGAAAGCUGAAUCGUUUCACAAAGCGUGGACCUUCCAGUAGAAUUUUUCAAGCUCAGUAGACGUAUAUUACCGGCUUUAUUUUUUUCUUGAAAUCUUCCGCGCGAGCUUCUGAAGUUUCAAUCACAAUGAGUUCAGGGUUAUGGAGUCAAGAAAAAGGAAGUUCAUCCUAUUGGGAAGAGCGCAUCUUUUACUUGCUUCUCCAAGAAUGCAGUGUCAUAGACAAGCAGACUCAGAAACUAUUGAAGGUGCCCAAGGGCAGCAUCGGGCAAUUUUUUCAAGACCGUUCUUCCAUGGGACACUCCAGAAAUAUUCCUUGUAAAGGCAAGAAACUACAGAUUGGAUUAAAGAUUCUGGAACAACCCCACGCAGUUCUUUUUGUGGAUGAGAAGGAUGUUAUCGAAAUAAAUGAAAAGCUAGCUGAACUGCUUUUGGCAAUUACUAACUGUGAGGAAAGGUACAGCUUGUUUAAAAGCAAAAGCAGGUUAACUAAAGGCAUCCAAAUAGAUAUUGGCUCACCUGUUAGAGUACAGCUUAGGUCGGGAGAAGAGAAGUUUCCUGGAGUUGUUCGUUUCAGAGGACCAUUGUUGCAGGAAAGGUCCCUAACAGGGAUAUAUUUUGGAGUAGAACUGCUGGAAGAAGGUCGUGGCCAGGGCUUUACUGAUGGACAGUACCAAGGCAAGCAGCUUUUCAGAUGUGAUGAGGACUGUGGGGUUUUUGUUGCUUUGGACAAACUGGAGCUGGUGGAAGAAGAUGACAAUGAACUGGAAAGUGACUAUGCAGCUCCAGUUGACGCAAUGCAGGUAGAACUUCCUCCUCUGGAGAUCAACUCCAGGGUUUCUCUGAAGAUAGGAGAGAGUAUAGAGUAUGGGACAGUUAUAUUCUGUGAUGUCUUACCAGGAAACGAAAGUUUAGGAUACGUUGUUGGAGUGGACAUGGAUAAUCCUAUUGGAAACUGGGAUGGAAGAUACAAUGGCAUACAGCUGUGCAGUUUUGCAAGUGUUGAAAGUACCCUUCUUUUGCAUAUCAAUGAUGUUAUACCAGAGACUGUGUCACAAGACAGGAGACCUCCCAAGCUUGCCUAUACUGCAAGAGGUGGUGGUGAUAAAAGUUUGUUCAACCAUAGUAAGCCAAAGGCAACAGGAUCUACCUCUGAGCCUGGAAAUAGAAACAGGUCUGAAGUCUUCUACACAUUAAAUGGCUCAUCAGUUGAUUCUCAGCCUCAAGCAAAAACAAAACCCCCGUGGUAUAUUGAUGAAGUUGCUGAAGACCCUGCAAAAUCACUUACUGAUUCAUCUUCUGGAUUUGGGCAUUCUUCGCCACCACUGCAGCCACCUUUAACAAACUCUGUGACUACAGAAAACAGAUUCCACUCUCUCCCUUUUAGUUUGACAAAAGCAUCAAGUACUAAUGGUGCUAUUGGACACAGUCCUCUGUCUUUAUCUGUUCAGUCAGUCAUUGGUGAUGUAAAUACUACAGCUAACCAGGAAAGUCCAUCAACAGGAGGCCCUGUUGGUAACUCUCAUGGUCUUGAAGCAGGUUCCUUGGCUGAAGUUAAAGAAAAUCCCCCAUUCUAUGGAGUAAUCCGUUGGAUUGGCCAGCCCCCUGGGGUCAAUGAAGUGCUAGCUGGACUGGAACUGGAAGACGAAUGUGCAGGUUGUACAGAUGGAACAUUUAAAGGAACUCGAUACUUCACUUGUGCUCCAAAGAAAGCUCUUUUUGUUAAACUGAAAAGCUGCAGACCAGAUUCCAGGUUUGCAUCACUACAGCCGGUUUCCAAUCAGAUUGAACGCUGCAACUCUCUAGCCUUUGGAGGUUACUUAAGUGAAGUGGUAGAAGAAAACACUCCUCCAAAAAUGGAAAAAGAAGGUUUAGAGACAAUGAUUGGAAAGAAGAAAGGUAUCCAGGGUCAUUACAACUCCUGUUACUUAGACUCCACCUUAUUCUGCCUGUUUUCUUUUAGCUCCGUUUUGGACACUGUGUUACUCAGACCUAAAGAAAAGAAUGAUGUAGAGUAUUAUAGUGAGACUCAGGAGCUAUUGCGAACGGAGAUUGUGAAUCCUCUUAGAAUAUAUGGAUAUGUAUGUGCUACAAAAAUAAUGAAACUGAGGAAAAUACUUGAAAAAGUUGAGGCUGCAUCAGGAUUCACUUCAGAGGAAAAAGAUCCAGAAGAAUUUUUGAAUAUUUUAUUUCAUCAUAUUCUAAGAGUUGAACCACUGUUGAAAAUAAGAUCAGCAGGUCAGAAAGUACAAGACUGUUAUUUCUACCAAAUUUUUAUGGACAAAAAUGAGAAAGUUGGAGUCCCGACAAUCCAGCAGUUACUGGAGUGGUCCUUCAUCAACAGCAACUUGAAGUUUGCAGAGGCUCCUUCUUGCCUGAUCAUUCAGAUGCCUCGAUUUGGAAAAGACUUCAAAAUGUUCAACAAAAUUUUUCCAUCCUUGGAGCUAAACAUAACAGAUUUACUUGAAGACACUCCCAGGCAGUGCCGUAUUUGUGGAGGGCUUGCUAUGUAUGAGUGUAGAGAGUGCUAUGAAGAUGCCGAUAUUUCUGCUGGAAAAAUCAAGCAGUUCUGCAAAACCUGCAAUACACAGGUUCAUCUUCAUCCCAGGAGACAGAGUCAUAAAUUCAAUCCAUUGUCACUCCCUAAAGAUCUGCCAGACUGGGAUUGGCGACAUGGCUGUAUCCCAUACCAGAAGAUGGAGUUGUUUGCUGUCCUCUGCAUAGAAACAAGCCACUAUGUAGCUUUUGUUAAGUACGGGAGAGAUGACUCCGCCUGGCUUUUCUUUGACAGCAUGGCAGAUCGGGAUGGAGGUCAGAAUGGCUUUAACAUUCCCCAAGUGACCCCAUGCCCGGAAGUUGGCGAAUACCUGAAGAUGUCUGUAGAAGAACUGCACUCAUUGGAUUCCAGAAAAAUUCAAGGUUGUGCACGAAGACUGCUUUGUGAUGCUUACAUGUGCAUGUAUCAAAGUCCAACAAUGAGUUUAUACAAAUGAACAGUGCCCUCUGGAAAACUGAAGAAAUGAUAUCGAGAUUUCUACUGUUGUGUUCUCUGCAUUUUUUUGUUAGUUUUGAUGCAACCGUUGCUGGCGAUGGAUGCGAUGAGAAGGAAGAAGCUGACUCUGAGAACAAAAGGAUCACUGUUCCAAAAACUACAUGUGGAGUUCUGAUGUGGAAGUAUUUAAGCAUUUUGCACUCUAGGAAGUGUGCUUGUGUGUGUUUGUUUUAUAAACAAAGUCUAAAUGAAGUUACUAAAACUUAAAAGCUUUAAGUGCAUUCAUUAUAUCUGGACAUUUUAAACAAAAACGUGGAGUUAUUCUCAGGAGAAACCUCCUUAGUCCAUUGAGAAUGUAAAGAUGUGGUGUUAUUGCUCGGGUGAGUUUCUAUGGACCAAGGAUGAUAAUUCUUGUUUCUCUCCCCCCCUCAGCGCUGCCUUUUUAAGCACCAUCGAUUCUUCAAGAGAAUAACUUCAGUUUUAAUAGGAUAAAUGUUAAACUGUUCAUUGCAUUUUAAUUCUGUCCUGUUAGCUGUCUGCUACUGCAUCCUUAUCAGUUCAUACAUUUACAUCUUCAAAAAUUAAUGUCCAUUAUUUAAACAUCUCAGUUCCUGUCCUAUGGAAGUCAAGCACACUGAUUUGCUGUUUGGGAAGUUGGGAUUUCUGGAGAGGAGAGAGAGCAGUAAGGGGAAGGAUAACUGCUUAAAAUUAGCUAUGCGAGGUUAUGUGUGUCUAACUGUGAUUUGUAAGGAAAGCAGACUGGAGCAGAUCAUCAGCUGUAUACAGACGAUUGGAGGACAAAAUAAAGUAAGGAAAGGACUGCCUCAGGGAAUGGUAUUAAAAUGGACUCGAGUUCUUGGUGAAACAAAACUGACUUUUAUACAAUACGUUAAGCUACUACCUAGGAAUAUAUUACACAUCUGACUCUUGAUGUCAGGAUUACUAAUGAAUAUUAAAAAUCUCUGCUAGGAAAAAUGAAACUAGAAAUACAAGGAGAUGAGAGUUUUACAGUAUACCAAGUACUGAAUGAAUACUAAUUUGAAAAGCUGCAAAAUCUGUAUUGUGUAAAAUACACUUGGAAGUCUGGUGGUUCCUGUUUGCAAUGAAUUUUUUGUUGUUGCUUUUUAGCUACUUCUGUAGCUAAAUGCUAUAUAUAUAUGUGUGUACACAGUGAAAUCUGGUUGUACAAAGGAGUUACAAAUUGCAUAUGUAUAUGAGCUGUACAUUUUCAACUUGAGAUGUUUUAUAUGGAAAACUUCCUCCUUGGGAUCAAGUCCAUAUAGAAAACGCAACAGGGAAAACUGCUUUAUCCACUGUUUUAAAGAGGAUGGAGUGUGAUCCUGUGUUGUAGAUGUUACUUUAUGCUUCUUGAAGAAAACAAAACUCUCCCUGUGGGACAUGCUCUCUACCACUGGGUUGUGCUAGAGCAAGGUAGGGAAGUGCUCAAAGGACUACUCUGUCAGCUCUAAGGAAAACAAAGGGGGGCUGAGAGCACUGAUCUGUUCCCUGGGCAUCUGCAUGAAGUGUGGUCUGAGUUUUCACUCUCAAGAACAAAGAAGUUUUUUGUGUCACAGCUGCUUUUGCCUCUAAUAAUCUCCUGGCUUCCAAGGCCCCUUGCCUUAUUUAUCUCAUCUGUGCUCCUGGCAGAAUGCUCAUUCUCUAGUUGCAGUACUACUUUUGAGUUCUUAAACUCCUUUUCUCCCAAAGAAUUCCUGUAAGGCUUUAUUUACCUGUUGGAUUCUGUAAACAUUGGUCAGGGGAGGGGUCUCUUUGUUGACCGUGGUCCUUCCUUGGCUCUGGGAAAGCAGCUGCAGGUGCUCAGUUGUGUUGACAAAGAUGCCAUAGAAGCAGUGGGUAGGGACUAUAAGGUAAAGACGACUAGACAGCUGCUAUUUACUUUAUAAUGUCACUUACAUAGGGGGAGCACAAAGUAUGAUUACCACCCCCUCCCCCCCCCCCCCCC
Gallus gallus (chicken) is the source of this 5712-nucleotide messenger RNA. RefSeq names its product CYLD lysine 63 deubiquitinase (gene CYLD). Gene Ontology annotation, cellular component: cytosol. Gene Ontology annotation, biological process: regulation of mitotic cell cycle; protein K63-linked deubiquitination; necroptotic process. The record is from RefSeq and is a predicted model, not a curated record. The transcript is spliced from 20 exons. Bases 886 to 3750 code for a protein of 954 amino acids. Lineage: Eukaryota; Metazoa; Chordata; Aves; Galliformes; Phasianidae. Gene Ontology annotation, molecular function: K63-linked deubiquitinase activity; cysteine-type deubiquitinase activity.